CCUCCCUCUGUCCAAUAAACUGUACGGUAAUAACCAGCUUAUUCUCCAUUCCUCCGGGAAGAAGAAGAAGAAGCCGGCGACUCGCCAUUGAUUCCGGCCGCCGCCGCCCCGCUCCCCCCUCGAUCGGUCGAUCCGGUGAUGGGGCUGCUGUUCGUGGAGCUGCUCCCGCGGCACGGCGACGGGGGAGGCCCCGCGUCGGCGGUGCUCAAGUGCCGCCGGUGCCGCGUCGACGCCGCCUCCGCCGACGCCAUCCUCUCACGGGACUUCCGCGGCCGAUUCGGCCGCGCCUACCUCUUCGACCACGUGGUGAAUAUAUCCUUAGGGCCUAAUGAGGAUCGGUAUCUGAUGACCGGACUGCAUACGGUGAAAGAUAUCUACUGUAGCUGUUGCCAGCAAAUUCUCGGCUGGAGAUAUGAGAAAGCAUACGAAGAGAGCGAGAAGUACAAGGAAGGCAAGUUCAUCCUGGAGAAGGCCAGGAUGUGGAAAGAAGCCCGGUGAAAAAGACUGGCGCCAUGGAACUCAUCAACCUGUAUGUAUGUAUUUUGUGUAGAUCCAAAACAAUUCAAAGAUUGUAACAACAACUUUGGCGGCGAUCAAAGUUUGUAUGCAUGCUGUAGUUGCUCAUGCAGUACUAGACCCCCUCAAAAGAAGAGAUGAAAACAGCUGCGUCUGAUUUGGGGGGGACGAAGAUUGACAACAGAAGUAGAGCAUCACUGUCUUUUUGAUGCAAAUUCUGGCACUUCGGUGGUAACGGUUUUAACCGAAAAAUGAUGAAGUGCCAGAGAUUAACAUUUGAUUAGUGCUUUUGGCCACUCAUGGCGCAGUUCAUUUCACACUUUGUUGUGGAUUAGUAGUACUCCCUCCGGUUUCAUUUUAA
Oryza sativa Japonica Group (Japanese rice) is the source of this 877-nucleotide messenger RNA. RefSeq names its product putative yippee-like protein Os10g0369500. NCBI's taxonomy places the organism in Eukaryota, Viridiplantae, Streptophyta, Magnoliopsida, Poales, Poaceae. The record is from RefSeq and is a predicted model, not a curated record.